GAGAAUCUAGGUUGAGACUCUAUGUUAUCAUUACUUGACCUCUCCCGUUCAGAUCUAUUGAGCGGAAUCCACAUCCGCUUCAGACAUUCAAUGACUUUAACGAAAUAACGAAAUUCAGUUCCAAAUUCAUUUUGUUGGCGGGCAGUCGAAACAUUUAAAAUGGUCAGAAUAAAAUUUAACGGAGUUUUGUUACUGAUGGUCCUUCAAAUAUUCUUGGUGGCUACAACAACUGGAGAUGAAACGUGUGAAUCAGACCGAAGAUUGGAAGAACAGUGCCGGUUUCAUAACUACAAGACUGUUAAACCUUUGCUCGACUAUUUCAGGCAGGUUAGAAAUGAGUUAGAUCAAAGUGAAACUAAGGAAAAGCAGAUAAGUGAAUUAAAUUCUGAUCUUAUGGAAAAAUAUCAUGAAAUUGUAAGAAUUCAUGAAACAUUCAAGAAGGAGGCAGAUCUAUUAAAUGAGUAUAAAAACAAAGUAAUCAAUGGGGAAAACGAUUUGCAAUUGUGUCAAAAUAAAGUUGAUAAAUCUGAAUCUGAAAUUAAUUCAAAACAAAAUAUUAUUCUUAAAUUAGAAGAACAACUAUCAGAUAAAUCCACCAACAUAGAAAAUUGUCAAGUUCAAUUAAAAUCUCUUAAUUCUAGUUUAAUUGAAAAAGAUGAAAAUAUAAAAGCUCUUAAUUCUAGAUUAAUUGAAAAAAAUGAAAAUAUAAAGAGAUUGAGUGAGAAUAUUAAAAAUAACAAAGAACAUCAGAAAACACUUGAGUUGGAAUUAGAGAAGAGUAAAUCUAUAUUAGUAAAGCAUGAAAAAGAUAUUCAGUUAUGUCGUUCAGAAAACAACAAAUUAAAUAGGACAUCAGAGAACAAUAGAGAAGAACAGAAAAAGAUUCAAUUGAAAUUAAAUGAAAGUGAAACUAAGUUAACAGAUAAAGUAAAGGAAAAUCAGUUAUGUCAAUCUGAACUUGAUAAAUUAACUCCCACAACAUGUCUCCCUUUCGGAAAAUAUCCAGGAGUUCAUGAACUCAUUGUUUCUGGCAUAGGUUUAUUCAAUGUUUUGUGCGAUAGUCAGUUAGCUGGACCUGGAUGGAUUGUAAUACAACAACGAGUUGGGGGAAAUGAGAAUUUCAAUAGGGAUUGGGCAACGUAUCGCAAAGGUUUCGGUUCUUUUAAAAGUGAUUUCUUUCUUGGAUUAGAGAAAUUACAUCGUAUCACGAGCUUGCAGCGUUUCGAACUUUACAUACAUUUGGCUGCUCGGAAUGGAAGUACCUACAACGCUCGUUAUGACAACUUCAAAAUAUCCGAUGAAGAUAAUGGAUAUGCACUGAGUUUGGGUAAAUUCAAAGGAACUAUUGUGGAUGGCAUAGGAUACUUUGAAAACAUGAAAUUCACAACAUUCGAUCAUGACAACGACAAAGAUGAUAAUGUUAAUUGCGCAGCCUGGUAUGAAAGUGGCUGGUGGUACAAAUUUUGUUCUAAUUGUCAUUUAAAUAAAAUAUAUGAAGAUCUAUAUUGGUAUCACUUUAGCUACAUUUCACUUAAAGAAGUUAAGAUGCUCAUUCGCCCCAAAGAAGAGAUGAAGAUAUGAUAAACUGAAAAGCUGAAAUUCCCAUAUUUGACUCAAUUAUGUAAUCAUUUUAUUGGUGCAUUAAGAAAUUGCAUUCUGAAAAAUAAAACGAUCGACUAUUCAAUGCAGCGAUUUA
This is a messenger RNA of Drosophila nasuta, 1696 nucleotides long. Its product is annotated as angiopoietin-related protein 7-like. NCBI's taxonomy places the organism in Eukaryota, Metazoa, Arthropoda, Insecta, Diptera, Drosophilidae. The transcript has 3 exons. The record is from RefSeq and is a predicted model, not a curated record. The coding region runs from base 160 to 1581 and encodes 473 amino acids.